Messenger RNA from Exophiala oligosperma, 1087 nucleotides. RefSeq lists its product as uncharacterized. NCBI's taxonomy places the organism in Eukaryota, Fungi, Ascomycota, Eurotiomycetes, Chaetothyriales, Herpotrichiellaceae. The transcript has 2 exons. The record is from RefSeq and is a predicted model, not a curated record. The coding region runs from base 122 to 979 and encodes 285 amino acids.
UUGUAAUAUACCUGAACGACCUCGACCUCGACCUAGAUAACAAUAACACACACUCUCCCUCUCUCUCACAAACACACAUAUACAUGUUUCUCCGCAUAUCUUUCUUGUUCGUAACUACCCAAUGACAAUGACAAUGGAAACGACGCCGAACGUACGCAUUCUCGUCAUCAACCCCAACACGUCGACACACAUGACGGACGCACUGAGGCCGGUCCUUGAAGAUUUGCAAAUGCCAUUUGUCCAAUACACAUUCUUCACAUCCCCCACACCGGGGAUCCCAAGUAUAAACUCCCCCGAAGACGCCGCCGAGUCGGCAGAGAUCUGCCUCCCUUCGUUGAUCCCUCUCCUACCUCACCACGACGCCUUUCUCGUGGCAUGUUACAGUCGACACCCUCUCGUCACGCAACUGAAGAGGGAAUGCAAAAAGCUCAGUCGAGCGGCGACGGCCGGGUCCGAAGGUCGAGGGGCGAACAAGCACGUCACGGGGAUCUUCGAGGCCAGCGUCCUGUCGAGUUUGGCGUUGAUCGACGACGCUGAAGGGGAAGGGUUCGGGAUAGUGUCGACGGGUAAAGUUUGGGAAAAGGCUUUACAGACUGCGGUCGGAGGGUUUUUGGGUGAGUCCGGAGACGGGGAUGGGAACCCCACGGAAAAGUCGAGGUUCUACGGGUGUGAGACGACCGGAUUGAACGCGAGCGAAUUGCAUGAUUUGCCGGCUGACCAGGUGAGGGGGAAGAUGAUGGAGGCUACAAAGAGGGUCUUGAGGAGGGGCCAACAACAGCAUGCAUCUGAAGAGAUUAAGUCGAAAUCAAAGGUCAAGGCCAUUUGUCUGGGUUGUGCGGGUAUGGUAGGGCUGGAGGAUGCGGUCAGGCAAGCUUGUGUGGAAGAGUUGGGCCACGAGGAGGCCAAGGACGUGUGUAUCGUCGACGGGGUCAAGGCCGGCGUGGCCUUGUUGUGUUCUUUGGCGAGGACUGGGUUUUGAAAUAACUAGUGGCUACUUUGGUACUCAAAGAAAAGCAUGAGCGAGCGUUACAGGGUACAUAUACGCAUAUACAUGUACAUACAAAGCAAGCAAAAGAGCCAAGCAGAG